Messenger RNA from Caenorhabditis elegans, 306 nucleotides. It is a transcript of the gene nssp-48, whose product is annotated as Neuropeptide-Like Protein. Lineage: Eukaryota; Metazoa; Nematoda; Chromadorea; Rhabditida; Rhabditidae. The coding region runs from base 19 to 234 and encodes 71 amino acids. The record is from RefSeq and is marked reviewed. The transcript has 2 exons.
AGGUGAUAUCCGAAAAAAAUGUCAGCUCACAAAACCCUUCUCUUCCUGUUCACUGUUCUUCUUCUGGUUUCUAUCAUUGAUGCACAGAGAUUUAUUGAUGUAAUGAUGGUCCGUAACGAAGAGCUCAAUGGAUUACGAGGAAACCGCAGGUUUGCAUCAACAAAUGGAAAUUCUCCGAUGAAGAGGAAUUCGUUGCUCGAUAAUCUCUACAACAUUGGAUAUUUCCAGUAUUGAACUCGGAUUUUAUUUUUUUCGCGGAUUUUUGGAUCUCGCCGUAUUUUGUUGAAUAAAUCUGAGUAAUUUGUU